Messenger RNA from Entrophospora candida, 491 nucleotides. The record is from the annotation of a GenBank genome assembly. Lineage: Eukaryota; Fungi; Glomeromycota; Glomeromycetes; Entrophosporales; Entrophosporaceae.
CUAGUGCGGAACGAAAGGGGUCACGUAAACAGGCGAAACGUCCAGAUUAUAUGAUUGUUGCAAAAAUAAAUAACAAAAAAGUUGAGGCAGGAUAUCUAGAAACGGGUCGACCAGGAUCUUCAAUUGAUAAACAAGUCCGGGACCAUAAAAAGUUGAACAGGCUAGCAAAGGACUCUAUCGAUGAAACUCGGAUGUCUAAAAACAAAAGAGCUUUUGAAAAAUUGCCAAUGAAAAGUAUGUUGUCCAUUUUCACGAUCAAUGUUGCCGGUAAGAGAACUGCGAUUGCAUGCACGAUACGUAAAGUAUUGCACUUUACUGAUGACUCUACAGAAAUGAUGCCAUUUAUGUCACAAUCAUCGGAUAUGUCACAAUCAUUGGAUAUGACAAUAUCUUCGCAAACUUCAACAGCGUCUACCGUUGCAUCACCACCAUCACAAAAUAGAUCGGCGAAAAAAAAGAAAUCAGUUAAAUUACCGAAAAAAUCAUCUUAA